Durusdinium trenchii is the source of this 171-nucleotide messenger RNA. Lineage: Eukaryota; Dinophyceae; Suessiales; Symbiodiniaceae. The record is from the annotation of a GenBank genome assembly.
AUGGCACCAUUUGUGAUGUGGAGAUUGCCACGGAGGAAGGCACACGUGUUGGCAAAGGCUUUGCGAUUGUUGCGAUGUCCAGCAAAAGGGAGGCAUGGUCUGUUCAUUUCCUUACAGUGUGUUGUUCUGGCUGCUACAUGCACAAAGGCAGCUGCUUGUAAAAUCUUGUAA